Messenger RNA from Dentiscutata erythropus, 1119 nucleotides. The record is from the annotation of a GenBank genome assembly. NCBI's taxonomy places the organism in Eukaryota, Fungi, Glomeromycota, Glomeromycetes, Diversisporales, Gigasporaceae.
GGUCUCUCUUCACUAAUAAUAAAGAUAUUUCUGCCUUGUUUCUUAUUUGCAAACAUUUCUUACUCUAUUACCAUCAAAUCAUUAAUUAAUCUUUGGCCCAUACCUGCCUUUUUCUUUAUCUUUGCAUUACUCAGUGCAAUUUUUGGCUUAAUUGGUGGAAAAUUAUUAAAAUUAAAUUGGCCGGAUAUAAAAUUUGUUGUAACUGGAAUUAUUUUAAAUAAUGUUACAACUCUUACUUUGGGUUUGUUAAAUAGUAUCGAGAAGACAAAGGCAAUCUGGAUUCUAAAAUGGAAUGAGAAUGAAAAUCCACAAGAUAUUGUCAAAAGAGGUACUUCAUAUGUGCUCAUCGUCAGUCUUUUGGCUAAUUUACUAGGAUGGUCUCUUGGUGCAUACUUGCUAAUGAAGGUUCCUGAAAAAGAUGAUCCAUCCAUCCUACAAUGUUUUCCACAAAAUAGUUACAGUCCUUCUAAUCAAAUUCAAGUUAGCAACGAUCAAAUAACUGAAAGAACUCUUCUAUUAAGACCAAAUUCUCGCGUAAUAUUUCAAGCUAACAAUGAUCAAAUAAAUGAAAGAAUUUCUUUAUUAAUACAAAAUGCUGGUGUAAUAUUCUUCAACUUCAAAUUCAUGAAUCCUCCUUUAUAUGCAGCUUUAUUUGCUUUAAUAGUUAUUGCUAUUCCAAAUUCAAAUUAUUUAUUUGCCGAGGAUGACUCUCCUCUUAUGUCUGUUUUUCAAGCAAUUGAUUAUAUUGGCUCUAUUGCCAUUCCUUUGACGUUAUUAACUCUUGGUGCUCAAUUAUAUAAUCUUCCACGGUCUCGUAAUGAAAAUAUUGGUUCUAUAAUUGCUUAUAUAUUAACUUGUCGGUUGUUAUUAAUGCCAAUUAUUGGAAUUUUGUUGGUCAUGUUUACUACUUCUUAUUAUAUAGAUGAUCCUAUGUUAUGGUUUGUUUUAAUUUUAAUUUCUUCUGGUCCACCUGCUAUAAAUUGUGCUAAUAUAGCACAACUUACUAAUAAUUAUCAAGAUGAAUUUUCGGUUUUGUUAUUUUAUGCUUAUAUUUUUACUAUCCCAUUUACUACUAUUUUGGUUAUGUUUAUUUUGAACUAUAUUAAAGCAAUGGUAUAA